AUGAAAACAGAUUUAUCUAAUACCACAAUUCCUUUGCAAAAUAUUUCACCGGGAAAAUAUUAUCAUUUUGGUAAAGGUAAUGGUAUAAAAAAUAACUACAAAGGAAAUAGUGAAAAUCAUAUAUUAAAAUUAGCUUUUGGUAUCGAUGGAUUACCUUUAACGAAAAGUUCUAGCAGUGCAUUUUGGCCCAUACUGUGCUACAUAGUACCAAAUUCGCAAUUAGUGUUUCCGGUUGGCAUUUACUGGGGUAGAGACAAACCAAUUAAUAGCAACGAUUUUUUACAUGACUUUUGUAAUAAGCUUAAAGAAUUAGUCCUAAAUGGAAUAGAAAUUAAAGAUGAUGUUGGAAAUUUGAAAAAGACACAAAUUGAGUUACAAGUAUUUUGUUGUGACGUUCCAGCUAAGUCGUUUGUACUUAAGACAAAAGGACAUAGUGGUUUUUUCUCAUGCAACCGUUGUUUUGCAGAAGGAGAAUACAUAAAUCGAAGAGUCUGUUUUCCUGAACUGACUUCUAUGAAAAGAACACACGAUAAUUUUGUCAAUAAGCAACAAGAAGAACAUCAUGUAGGACAGGACAUGUCUAUUCUUCUUCAAAUCCCGGGAAUAGAAAUAAUUAAUGAUUUUAGUUUAGAUUACAUGCAUUUAGUAUGCUUAGGUACAAUGAGGAAAUUAAUUAACUUAUGGCUAAAAGGACCAUUAAAAGUACGAAUAAAUAGUUCAAAAAGUAAAUUACUAAGCUCUGCUCUAUUAUUAUUGAAACCUAACGUAACAAUAGAUUUCCAAAGAAAGCCUCGCGGAGUGAAUGAAGUAUCUAGGUGGAAGGCUACAGAGUUAAGAACAUUUGUUUUGUAUUUAGGUCCUGUGGUAUUAAAAAUAUAUUACAAGUGA
Molecule: messenger RNA, 888 nt
Organism: Aphis gossypii (cotton aphid)
Lineage: Eukaryota; Metazoa; Arthropoda; Insecta; Hemiptera; Aphididae
Exons: 1
Coding region: 1-888 (295 amino acids)
Source: RefSeq, a predicted model, not a curated record